AUGGAUUUCGCCGCGUUAAUGUCAAAAGAAAUCGCCAAGGCGAAAGGACCAACGACCUCCAGCUCCGGCUCAGACGCAAAUGGUUCAUCAAAACCCCAAGGGAAAAAGUAUCUUCGCCGCGCAGACGAGGAAGCCGCCCGAAUAGCUGCCUACAAUGAGGAGCAGGCCCGUAUAAAGAAAGAGCGCGAAGAGCGCAUGGCUCACAAGCGCAAGCUGGAAGAAGAAGAGGCAGAGCGACGCUUGGAACGAGAAGAGAAAAAACGACGGCUUGCGGAGGAGUCACGAAAGAAGAGAGAAGAGGAGGAAGCUGCUAAGGAGCGAGAGCGACGCAAACGCAUUGGUUUGCCUGAGGUGCCACGCACACCGAGUGAGACAGAAACGCCAGAGAAGGAAGGUGAAGGGGAAGAUAUCAGCGAAGAAGAGCUUACGGAGAAGUUGAGGGAGCUGGGAGAACCUAUUCGCCUAUUCGGAGAGACUCACAACAGUCGUCUACGGCGGUACAAGAAACUACUCGAGCGCUCACUCGAGGUUAAGAAGAUGUCCGAUGGGCCGAUCCCAACAACGCUGGAGCCUGUUCCUGAGGUGGAAAUGAAGAUUCCAACAAAAGUUCCAAAGGAUGCUGAGGGUCGCCAGUUCCUGUUCCGCCAGCUGGCGUCGUAUUUCAACAUGGUGCUUUUCGAAUGGGAGCUUGCGCUGGCCAAGCGAGAUGUAUCGGUGAAGCAGAGUCUUCAGGGACGACAAGCUUAUAACGCCUUGGUGCAGUCGCGGGAGAAUAUGACACCGCUGUUUCGCAAGUUCGAAAAGGCUGAUGUCGACAACAGCGUGCUUGAGCACAUUGUGGAAAUCGUCCACAAGGCCCAGCAGCGGAAGUACAUGGAUGCUGGCAAUGCCUACCUUCGUCUGAGUAUCGGAAAAUCUGCGUGGCCCAUUGGUGUUACCAUGGUUGGUAUCCACGAGCGUUCAGCACGAGAAAAGUUGCACCAGGGUGAUCAGCAAGCCCAUAUUCUAAGUGACGAAAUUACGCGCAAAUAUCUUCAAAGCAUCAAGCGGUGCCUCAGCUUCGCUCAGACCCGCUGGCCCCCAGAGGACCAGCUGCAAAUCAUGGGCUGA
Messenger RNA from Aspergillus calidoustus, 1110 nucleotides. The record is from the annotation of a GenBank genome assembly. Lineage: Eukaryota; Fungi; Ascomycota; Eurotiomycetes; Eurotiales; Aspergillaceae.